CCGCCGUCUGCAAGUCGUACGUGACGUGCCUUUUGGGCCUCCGCGUCUUCCGUUGAAGCAGGAAGUUUUUAUCAGAAAAGCGUUGUUUCGAACGUCGCGGACGAAUUAUGUCGGAAUAUUCAUAUGUAAAAUCGACUAAGCUAGUGCUGAAGGGGCAUAAAACCAAGAGCAAGAAGAAAAAGCAGGCAGAUAAAAGAAAAAGAGAAGAUGAUUCAGAAGAAGUGGACAUAGUUGGGAUUUGGUGGGCUACCAGAAAUUUUGGAGAGAUCACAGGGAGUGUGGCCAUAGAGAUGGGCAAAAAUUCCUACAUUCAUGCUUUAGAUACUGGUCUGUUCACACUUGGAGCUCCUCAUAAAGAAGAUGAAGGUCCUGAUCCUCCAGAGCAAUUUACAGCCAUUAAAUUAUCUGAAACCAGAAUUGCACUGAAAUCUGGAUAUGGAAAGUACCUUGGGAUAAAUUCAGAAGGAGUUGUCAUUGGGCGCUCAGAUGCAAUUGGUUCCAGAGAACAGUGGGAACCAGUGUUUCAAGAUGGUAAAAUGGCUUUACUGGCUGCAAAUAGUUGCUUUGUCUCUUGUAAUGAAGAUGGGGAUGUAGUUGCUAAAAAAAAGACAGCUGGAGAAGAGGAAAUGGUAAAGAUUCGUUCUUGUGCUGAAAGAGAAACUAAAAGAAAAGAUGAUAUUCCGGAUGAAGACAAAGGAAAUGUGAAGCAGUGCGAAAUCAAUUACGUAAAGAAGUUUCAGAGUUUUCAGGAUCAUAAACUUCAAGUUACUAAAGAAGACAGUAAAAUCCUUAAGAAAGCAAGGAAAGAUGGGAGUUUUCAUGAAGCUUUACUGGACAGGAGGUCAAAGAUGAAGGCAGAUCGAUAUUGUAAAUGAACAUUUUUUUCUUUUAUGUUUUUUUAAGUAAUGACUCUUGACAGCUUUGAUAUGAACAUUUAAAUGUUUGAACUUUUGUAAUGAGAAAUGGCGCAUUAUUUAAAUAGUGAUAGUUGUUGAUAAAUAAAAUAAAGCAUUUGAGUGAUCUCAUAUUAAAAAUCAUUUCCAAAUAAACAUUGAAGUACAAAGCUUUAAUGCAUAUCAGAAUAAAUGAGUCAGUGUUUGCAUUCUGUACAUGCAAGUUUCUUAAAUUUAUCAGCUACUGUUGUAUGUAUACAAGUAACAGGAUAUUUACAAAAAAUAAACAUCUGUAUUGCUUAUGCAUAGCAAUGUAAACAUAAUUAAAUGUUUUUUUUUUAUU
Molecule: messenger RNA, 1236 nt
Organism: Erpetoichthys calabaricus (reedfish)
Lineage: Eukaryota; Metazoa; Chordata; Cladistia; Polypteriformes; Polypteridae
Gene: frg1
Product: FSHD region gene 1
Exons: 9
Coding region: 108-875 (255 amino acids)
Cellular component (GO): striated muscle dense body; catalytic step 2 spliceosome; nucleolus
Molecular function (GO): actin filament binding
Source: RefSeq, a predicted model, not a curated record